Messenger RNA from Orussus abietinus, 3668 nucleotides. RefSeq names its product nuclear pore complex protein Nup133 (gene Nup133). The transcript has 19 exons. NCBI's taxonomy places the organism in Eukaryota, Metazoa, Arthropoda, Insecta, Hymenoptera, Orussidae. The coding region runs from base 107 to 3520 and encodes 1137 amino acids. The record is from RefSeq and is a predicted model, not a curated record. Gene Ontology annotation, molecular function: protein binding; structural constituent of nuclear pore. Gene Ontology annotation, biological process: transcription-dependent tethering of RNA polymerase II gene DNA at nuclear periphery; protein import into nucleus; poly(A)+ mRNA export from nucleus. Gene Ontology annotation, cellular component: nuclear pore outer ring.
AUCUAUGGAGACGUUUGAAUUCUAUGGUAUCAGAGGCUCCUUAAAUUUGUAAUUUGUUACUCAAUAAUUUAUUAAAGAGAUUAAUUCUGUAUAAAGAAGAAGCAAAAUGGAUCGAUCUAGCAUUGGCAGUUCCUUCGGAAAAACAUUAACCUCCCCAAGAAAGCGAGUAUCAGUGGUGCAGCCUCUUAAAAGAAGCACGUCUUCUUUAAGUGUUUCUGGAAGAUCCAAUCAGUCGGUGCAAGUAAUUUGCCGAACGGCGAAUCAUGUUGUUGAGAGUUUUGGUUCGUCGUUACCUGUUCUUGUGACGGAAGCAUUAACGUUCAUAGAUCGUAACACAGCAGUUAGUGUAAACGUAUCAAACGAUGGAUGGGCUUGGCUCGUAUCUAACCGCAGAUUGCUUGUGUGGCAAUGCAAAACGACAGUUCACGAUCCAAAGCAAAGACGCAUGUUUAAAAGUCAGUGCAGAGAAUUACGUCUGCCACAAAGUGAUCUUGCUCAUAAAGCGGAAUGUGUUGCAGUUUGGGUGCAGCCUGGCCAUCAGGUCCCUAGCUGUAUGGCAGUAUCACCCGAAGGUACGGUUCGAUAUUGGUCAAGUGUCGCCCAUGAAGGCACAUCUGUAGAGACCAAUGCCGAGCUUGCAGGACAAGAAGUUGACUGCCUUACAUAUAUUCCUGGUCAUGGCUGCGUUUUUGCCACAACUACCUGUACUGUAGUACUUUUACAGCCUCAGGUAUCAGGAGGACGAAAUACAAUUUGUUGCAGAGUUCUUCGAACGAGCCAAGGAUGGUUAGGUGGCAUUGGCCGCAGAAUGUCUUCUCUUAUAUUUGGAGCAAUUCCGCAAUCACCAGUGGCAGAAACUAAAUUGGUCAAAGUUACAUGUACCAGUAUAGGUGAAAGGGGUUCAAGAGUUCUUAUACUAGCUGGUUCAAUUUUGCAGUACUGGUCAUUCACUCAUGAUGAACAGGAAAGAAUGGAAUUUGAUGAAGAUAUCGGCCAUGUAAUUUCUCAAGCUUUUCAAAGAAGAUUUUGGGAACUGAGUGCAUGUAAUCCAAUAAAUAUGAAUACUUGGCUAAUUGAUAUGCAACCUUGUGAAGACAGUAUAGUAAUAUUAAUGGCUGCACAUUCCACGGAUAUUUCUCCUCAGAUUCAUUUUGCAAUUGGUCUCUUUCCACUAUCUGGAACAAAUGUAAAAAAUGCAUUUCGGUGGUUCAUCCCAGUCAAAAUUGGACCAUUCAUGUAUCAUGAAGAUACAGAGUCGAUGAUAUUGUCUUACCGUUUCAUACUCUCAGGAUGGGAAGCAAUUAUCUAUAAUCAGCACUCGGUAUUAGUUGUUAACAUGGUCUCAGAGCAUGAACAAGACAAAAUAGACUUGAUGAAAGGCGGGGAAGAUGCUAUUGUUGGAGGAGCAAUGUGUUCUGGCACGCCAGUUCUUUUUACUAGAAAUCUCGGUCUUGUUACUGUUAUACCUACGGACUUUUCUAUUCAAGAAUUAAACGCGAGUUACUCCGACGUCAAUGCUAGUGUAGAAUGUGCAAACAACACUUCAACCUUUGCACUUGAGAACUUCUUCACUGUUAUUAGUAAUGAUGAUUUAAAAAAUAUGUAUUACAGUUCUGAUACUCUUGCACAAUUACGUGCCGCCUUUCUUCUUAGUCUGCGACAAAAUAAGGCACAAUGCGAAGAGAUACUUUCUGAACUGUUUCCUGUACAAGAAGAACCGGUAAUGGAUAUUGAUGCAACACUGGACACUCUUGUAUUGAAGGUGGUUAAAGAUUUGAUUGAUGACUAUCCUGCAAAUGAUCCUCGUUGGGCUAAUCAAAAAGACCUAUCUGUAACAUUGACUGCUGUUGCAUCCGUACAAAUUCCUCAUCAGCUAGAUGGCAAGCAAAAAGCUUUAGACCUUUUUGUGUCCUUUUUGAAGGAAUAUAGCUUAUGGUCCAGACUUUGUGCUGUUUCAUACAGAGGUAUUAUUAUGUCAACGCCUCAUGUUCUUGAAGAAUGUGCAGAGAAAAUUGUUGCUGCUCUUGCCAUUUACAGUCUCCAAAACAGAUAUGCAGAAAUCAUAGACACCCUAAUUGAAAAGACUAUAACUCCAGAUUCAACCGUUUCAGAAGAGCUAACUGCACGUGAUAUAUUUUAUCGAGAAGUAAGCAAAGUUCAUCUUUUCAUGUCUACACUUGUAAAUAACGCGUGUGAAAUAGCUCAGUCAGAAAGACCGAUGCAUCAAGUGGCGCAAUACAUACUACAAGUGAAUUCUAUCCUAUUGGGCAUUUUACACGAAGUUGUUAAGUAUCGACAGUAUAAUGCUGUACGCUUUGUUCCGACAAGAUGUUCUAACUGCUUAGCUGAAUACCUUCCAUGGACCGCUGCAAGUGGCAAGAAUGGUCUGCGACAAAGUUUACAUACAAUGCAAACACUGACCCUGAAACAUGGCAUAAAUGGAACUAGUGAUUUGAUGCUACGUAAUGACUUGUACGAACAAUUAGUCAGUCUCAUAGACCUUAUAUUGGAUGGUAGAAAAUGUCAUUUGGAGAGCAUUCGUGGUACUGAGAAGUUUGAGAUUCUUAUGAAGCAGUAUGAGAAUGAACGGACAAACCUCAUUCAGCCACUCUUGAAAGAGGAGCAGUACGAGAAUGCUGCUAUGCUUGCAGAGAAGUACUGCGAUUUUGCAACACUGGUGCAAAUAUGUGAAUUGACUAAUAACAGCAAUCGACUCGAUGGUUAUAUCGAAAGAUUUGCAGCUCAAGAUUUUGCAUCAUUCUAUUUUUCGUGGUAUGUAAAAGAUGGACGACAGGGUCAGUUAGUUGAUAAAUGUUGUCGAGGUGGGGCAGUAGAACUCAGUGAAAAACUUUUAGAACACCCCGAAUUAUCUUGGAUUCCUGCUGUGUUUAAUGGAGAAUUACGUCUGGCAUCCAAUACUCUCCAUUCCUUAGCUGUCCAAGAAAGUGAAUUAGUUAUGAGGAAAAAAACGAUGUUGUCCCUAGCUAAAUGGUCUCUCCUGGCUGCAAUCGAAGCAGAGGAAGAUGAGGCUGUCGAGUGUAUUAAAACAUUAAAUAAUGAACUAGCACUAAUUAGUCAUCAAGAAGACUUACCCACUCAAGUACUUGCUACAUAUGGUUACGAUCUUGAGAAGCUGAGAGUUUUGACUCCUACAGAAUUAAUUACGCUCUACACCUGCGAAGAAAAUGAAAUUGCUACGGAACACGAUUUCAAGAAAGCUUUAGAUCUUCUUGACUAUGUUGAUGAAGAAGAAAGGUCUUCCUUAAGGUUAAGAAUUUGGGCACGAGUGGCCAAACGUGACCGAUGGGACGUCGUGGACAAAAAUCCUGAACAACAAGUUCAAAAUACUCUUUUCUUCAAGUUAAUUGAUCUCUCACACUUUAUGGGUGGAAAAGUUGAGGAGUUUCUGCCACCAUUGAACCUCAUCUUGACGGAGCCAGAAUUAGGAGCAUUAACUGCAUCGAGUAAUUUUCAGUUUUUGGUUAGGAUAGCUUACGAAUAUGCCUAUCGCAAUUACUAAUCAGCUCAACUUUAACAUUAUCUUGAACUUCGAAAUUUUCGUUCUUUGUAAAAAGUAUGUCGUCUAAGGUAAAGGUAAUCUAUAAUUUUGGUAGUAAGUCCGAUUUAAUAACAUUAUAACCAAACCCUUUUUUAUUACAAUUAAAGAA